This is a messenger RNA of Rhinichthys klamathensis goyatoka, 1225 nucleotides long. It is a transcript of the gene pex11a, whose product is annotated as peroxisomal biogenesis factor 11 alpha. Gene Ontology annotation, cellular component: peroxisomal membrane. Bases 40 to 780 code for a protein of 246 amino acids. Gene Ontology annotation, biological process: regulation of peroxisome size; peroxisome fission. NCBI's taxonomy places the organism in Eukaryota, Metazoa, Chordata, Actinopteri, Cypriniformes, Leuciscidae. The transcript is spliced from 3 exons. The record is from RefSeq and is a predicted model, not a curated record.
CAUUUACUCCUCAAAGAAUUUCGCAGUUUUGUUGCACACAUGGAAAGUUUCAUUAGCUUCACUAACCAAAGUCAAGGAAGGGACCGCAUAUUCAGAGCAACCCAAUAUGCAUGCGCGUUGGCGAAAUACCUUCUGAGAAAUGAAGCGAAGAGAAAAGAGCUGGUGAAAAAGCUGCAGUUUCUGGAGUCUAAUAUGAGUUCGGGGCGGAAGCUAUUCAGGCUUGGGAACACAGUGAACUCUAUCAAUGCGGCCAAGAGCACUCUUCAUAUUUCUGACCCUGUGCUGCGCUUUUGCCUUACUUUUGCCAACCUCAGCCGUGCCUUGUACUUCAUCUGUGACAACAUACUCUGGGCCAGAAGUAUCAGGCUAAUACAAGAGAUCGACAAGGAGCGCUGGAGCUUGAACUCCACUCGCUUCUAUUUCCUGUCCUUGGUCAUGAAUCUAACCAGGGACGUCUAUGUGAUCGUCCAACUUAUGGCGCUGAAGUCUCGGGACAGACGCUACCAGCAAAAAGUCGACCAGCACCUUAAUGAAAGCCCGGAUGUGGCUUGUGUCAUAGUGCCUCAGCUUGAUGCGUUCCUCUUCCUUCUCAUCGAGAGCCUCAGAGGUCAGCCAUCUGUGGCUCUCGAUACACUUAAAAAUGUGUGUGAUCUUUUCAUUCCACUUGACAAACUGGGCGUUUACCAGACAAAUGCAGGGGUGGUGGGCUUCUGUGGGCUGGUUUCCUCUCUGUUAGGCAUACUGUCAGUCUUGAGGCCCAGCCUCAGAAUCAAGCCAUGAUUUAGGGAAUGAGGAAAAUAAGGAUGCUUUCCUAACAAAUGUUUUGAUUACAUUUGUGUGUUAAAUUAGACUUCCAUUAAGCUUUUGUGAAGGGAUCAACAUAAACGUUGUAUAAGGGAGAUAGGAAAAUAGAACAUACCCAUAAUGCAGCAGUGCACAUGCAAAAAAUAAAAAAAUAGCAUAAUUUAGAUGAGAUUUCACAGUGUGUGUUUGACCACAUGCUGUGUACACUUUCAUUAAAUAGAGUGCCUCGCUGUAUCUGUUGUUGUGUUAACAUGGCAGUCCUAGUGAAAUAACACACCUGUAUAUUAAGCACCGUUCAGUAGGCUACUUUUAAUAGAGAUUAUAUCACUUUGGUACUGAUGAUAUUGAGAUGAUGUUUGGAGCUUGUGACAUUUAUUUUCCAGGCAAAAGCUGCUCUCUAUGGUGGCAGAUGCACAGUUUU